Anopheles aquasalis is the source of this 1043-nucleotide messenger RNA. RefSeq names its product cuticle protein 21.3-like. The record is from RefSeq and is a predicted model, not a curated record. Lineage: Eukaryota; Metazoa; Arthropoda; Insecta; Diptera; Culicidae.
GGUCCCCAAUGCCAUACAGGCUGGCUGGCUGGCUGGCUGGCUGGCACUAUCCUUUCGGUGGGUCACACACCGUUUGGGGUUCGUAUAAAAGCAAGCAAAUCCAACCGUUAGCAUCAUCAGUCUAGUAUCACCAGCAGCCGAGUUCAUUUCAGCCACAGCAGCUCCAUCAACUCCAGCUCGUCCUUUUCAAACAUCAACACAAUCAACCACCGAUCAACAAUGGCCUUCAAGUUCAUCAUCCUCGCCGCCCUCGUUGCGACCGUCAGUGCCGGUGGCCCGGCCGCUUACUCGAUCGCGGCCCCGAGUGCCGACUUCCAUUCGGUUGGUGCAUCUCACGAGCACACCGUGAAGGGACUGUAUGGCCAGAACGUGCUGUCGCAGUACUCCAAGGCGGUCGAUUCGGCGCACUCCUCGGUCCGAGUACACAGCUCGCGGCUCAGCAACGACGGAUAUGCCCUGGCCGCUCCAGCCGUUAAGUACGCCGCUCCGGCCUACGCCGCCCAUUAUGGUGCCCCGGCCGUACACUAUCCUGCCGCUGCCCACUACGCUGCUCCUGCCGUCCACUACGGAGCCCCGGCCGCCUAUGCCGCUCCGGCCGUCCACUACGCUGCUCACGCCCCGAUUGUUAAGGCUGCGUACCCGGCGGCCUACCCCGCUGCCUACUCGGCUGCUCCGCUUGCCUACAAAGCUCCGCUGGCCGCUCCUGUAGCCGCCGUCCAUGGUGGUGCUGUUGUACAGUUUGCCGGACUCGGUGCCAGCUACGCCUGGUAAAAGGGGUCUUCCACUUCCAACCAGACUGAUCGUGUCACAUCGCAAUUCCAUCCGAGUCACUGGAUCUUCAGACAACGGCGUAUGAAUUUGAAAUACCAAUGUAAUCGUGUCAAAUGUCAACAGCAGUAGCAACAGCAGCAGCAGCAGCAGCAACAACGUAACGAACAGAGGAAAGGGCAUCGGUCCAUAGCAUCACACCACCACGGUAAUUCCGCUACUCUACUCGAGCCAGAACCAAAAACACAGAGAAAAGGAUAAACAUCGCGGGAAAG